AUGUCCGGCAAGCUUGACCAGUCUCUUGACGAGAUCCUCACCACGCGCCGCCGCUCCAACGGCCCUCGCCGCCGCUCUCAGCGCCAGGCCACCACCACCGGCCGUCCCGCCGUUGCCGCACCUGUCGGCGGUGUUCAGAAGAACCCCAGGAACGCGCGCACCCCGGCCAACAAGCCCACUCCAGCCAAGGCCGCCCCCCACACUGGUGACAGCAAGAUCAUCGUGAACAACCUUCCCAAGGACGUGAACGAGCAGCAAAUCAAGGAGUACUUUGCGCAAUCGGUCGGUUUCAUUAAGAAGGUUGAAAUCUCUUACGGACCCAACUCGGUCAGCCGUGGCAUCGCCAAUGUCUCCUUCAGCAAGCCCGAUGGCGCUAGCAAGGCCUUCAACAAGCUCAACGGUCUGUUGGUCGAUGGCCGCCCCAUCAAGAUUGAGAUUGUCGUAGGCGCCUCCCAGGCGGCUAACGUCAUCCCCCCCGCGAAGACGCUCGCCGAGCGCACUUCCCAGCCUAAGUCGCAGGCCAAGGCUCAGCCCAAGUCCGCUGCGUCCAACAAGCACAACGCCGCGAAGACCGCCGGUGCUGCCGGCCGGGGCAAGAAGCCCCGCCAGGGCCGCACUGCUAGGCCCGCGAAGAAGACCGCCGAGGAGCUUGACUCUGAGAUGGCCGACUACUUCGAGGCUGCUCCUGCUGGCACUACUGAUGCUGCCUCUGGCGCUGCCGUUCCCGCUGCCGCUGCCACCGGUGACGCCCCCAUGGAUGAGAUCAUGUAG
Messenger RNA from Verticillium nonalfalfae, 771 nucleotides. RefSeq lists its product as uncharacterized. Gene Ontology annotation, biological process: mRNA export from nucleus. Lineage: Eukaryota; Fungi; Ascomycota; Sordariomycetes; Glomerellales; Plectosphaerellaceae. Bases 1 to 771 code for a protein of 256 amino acids. The record is from RefSeq and is a predicted model, not a curated record. The transcript is spliced from 5 exons. Gene Ontology annotation, molecular function: mRNA binding. Gene Ontology annotation, cellular component: nucleus.